Babesia bigemina is the source of this 996-nucleotide messenger RNA. RefSeq lists its product as hypothetical. NCBI's taxonomy places the organism in Eukaryota, Apicomplexa, Aconoidasida, Piroplasmida, Babesiidae. The coding region runs from base 1 to 996 and encodes 331 amino acids. The record is from RefSeq and is a predicted model, not a curated record. The transcript has a single exon.
AUGGUGUACAACUCGUUGACUGAUGCUCCUCACAACCUCAAGGAGGGCAUUGACUGGUUGAUUGCCCUUAAGGGAACUAAUGCUGAGAGCAAUUUCAAGGCUAUGGCUGCCGCGGUGCACAAGUUUCUUGCAGACAAGCCCGUUGGCAAGAUGGAUGUACCUGCUCUCAAUAAAAUAAAAUCCAUUUUUAAAAAAUUCAUAGGACAAAGUGCGCUUAAUAAACACUCAUUCGUGAGAAGACUGCUGGGCAGAUUCGAAAGGAAAAUGAGUACGAAAGUCAGCUUAUUCCAUAAACGCUUUGGAAGUCUCGACCCAAGCGAUUGUGAGAACGUCAUAGAGGCUACAGGUGUGAAACCUGAACACAUCGCAGUGGAGUUGGCAAAAGCUGUGGAUGGGUGUGAGAAGUUCUUGGGAAACAUCAAGGCUUCUGACCAUUAUGAAUCUGCUUACAGUUCAAGAGCUACGUGGGAUUCAUCAUGCUCGAGAAACCCAGAAGCUUGCGCAGUGGUUCUCGUGGGAAUUGCGCCAAUUCUAUACACAGGUCUACGGUCCCUGAAAGAGGCCAGUGCGAACGUUGCGAAUCGUCAAUGGCUAGUUAGUUAUACGGAAAUGCAUCUCAAAAAUGUGAUGAAAGCUGUUGGAUACAAAACAGACGAAUGUCGCUCUGGCAUUAGUGGAUUGGACAUAUUUAAGACGUUACGUAAUGUGAAAUACGAUAUUUUGAAUUCAAUAUACAGCCUCGCUGGAUUUUGGGCCUUCUACGGAUUUGAUAAAAUGGGAGAUCUAGUAGUUGAAAUAACCAAAGACCGUAAAGCUGUGCCAGCCGUUGACGGUAAAGGCAAACAGCCUGUUAUCCCCGAAGCUGAACCAUCCGUCGAUCCUGUGAAACCUGAAGUUGGUGAGGUUGAACAGCCUGUAAAGGUUGCAAAAGCUGCUAAAGUGGCGAAAUCUGGAAGGUCUGGCAAGAAAACUACCAAGGUCAGCCAGAACAAGUAG